GCAAUAAUGACAUGUUUUUUUACGUUUAUUUUUUAAGCCUCUUACUAGCGCCGUGCGCGUGCGAAUGGAAAUUCAAAAUCCAAGAUUCCAACAAGCUCCUGUUGAAGUACUCCUUGGUAUCGACCAAAAUAACCGACGAAAAUGACGAGAGCUUGGCCAAACAGUUGGAAAAAGGCGUAGAAUUCGUCAUUAAAAUCAAACCAGAGCUCAAGUACACCUUGUUCAUCAAACUGAAAUCCUCUCCGUUAAUCACGUCGAGGACCGAAGUGCUGAUUUUCGAAACCGACAUCCCCAACCAGAACCCGUUCGAGUACGACUUGGUCGAAGGGUACGUCACCAACGCGACCUACUCGAGCUUCGUCAUCGGCUACACGGAGGACGUGUAUUUCUACGGGAAGAUCGUCGUCUACGACACCAUCUACUACAUAGAGAAGCUCGAGAACUACCCUCACAUCAAGCACAAAUGCAACACCACCAAAAACGGCAUCCUCUUCAAGAGGACCUUCGAGCCCGAGGCCAGGUUCGACGUCAACGACAACACUCUCAAGCUCCAAAUGCAGUUCUACAACACCUCCAAGAUCUACAAACGAAUGACCGCUUUGAGGGGGAACAUCUGCUCGCUGUUGGUGCUUCUGGACAAUUCUUUUAUCACUCGGGUGCACUUUGGGAAAGUGCACGCGGCUUUGAAGCAGGUGCUGCUGGCGAUCGACGAGGCGAAUUCGCUGUUCCGGUCGACGGACUUCGACGAAGACGGUUUCGCCGAUAACAUCGGCUUCACCAUCAAGUAUUUCAUUUUGUUGAAGUCGUCGAACGAAAGCCGAUGGGUGCCCAAAUACACCGCCAAGCCGAUAGACGGUCGAUACUAUAUGAACAGAUUUUCGAGAUUCUACCUACUGGAAGACGUUUGCUUGGGGGUGGCGUUUACAGGGCAAUCUUUCAUAAGCGACAUCGUGGGUAUCAGUUACUCGGCCGUGCCCUCUGAUGGAGUUUUCAAACAACCCUACGGCGGUAUUUGCGACAGACCAAUGUUGAAUCCAUACGGAUUACCGCUCAACACAUUGGCUGUAUCAGCAAGAAGUACAGACGGCAAAUUCGUGCCGGAGUACGUGUUCGAACUGAGCCUAUGCCACGAACUCGGCCACAGCUUCGGCUCGGACCACGACAAAGGCAAAUGCGACGGUUACCUGAUGACCUCUCACGCCCCGAAGAACCAAAACCGGAAGCACUUCCUGUUCUCCAAGUGCAGCACGUCGGCCAUCAUGCGAACCAUCUCCAAGAAGGGCUAUUGCUUCGAGAUCGACGAGACCCCCUACUGCGGCAACGGUAUCAUCGAGGGCAAGGAGGAGUGCGACUGCGGCACGAUCCGCGACUGCCUCGAGCUGGACAAGUGCUGCGUGCCGCGCGGCAGGAGCAACUCCUGCAAGAUCAAGCGCGAGCUCGGCCACAAGUGCCAUCCGGCGCAGGGCAUCUGCUGCACCGACGAGUGCGAGUUCAGGAACUUGAAGCGAUUCGACUUGGAUUGCGCGAACUUCCAGAGGGGCUGCCCGUGCGCGGGCGCGAGCGCGCCGUGCAAGUGCGGCACGCGCGGCUACUGCAAGGGCGACGUGUGCGUCAGCGAGGAGUGCGCGCGAAUCAACGCGGCCGAGUGCAAUUGCCCCGAAUCGGAGACGGCCGAGUGCUUCACCUGCUGCGAAUCGCCGGCGUACGGCAACACCUGCUUGCAGGCGAACGAGCUGACGCAGGCGUUGCUGCACUUGCACCAGUUGAACAUCAGCGCGCUGCGGACGUUUACGCAGAAGAAAAAGAGCAAAGGUUACGGGUACUCGGAGCACUAUUGCGACGGCGAGGAUUGCGUUUGGUUGAACUUCAGGAAGGUGAAGAAGACGGAGUAUUGCCUGUCGUUCGGGCGGGUGGGGACUUGCCUGGAUAACAACCACUGCGAAGUACCCACGACGAAAACUAUAAAACUCAGACGGUACGAUUCGUUGGACCACCAGCAUAAUUUCAGAAACAACGCUCUGAAAGCCGUUAACCAUUUUAGCGUAAUACUACUAUUAUUUCAGUUAAUUCUAUUAUUGUGAAUAUAGAAAACCUACUCA
Molecule: messenger RNA, 2099 nt
Organism: Phyllotreta striolata
Lineage: Eukaryota; Metazoa; Arthropoda; Insecta; Coleoptera; Chrysomelidae
Source: the annotation of a GenBank genome assembly